This is a messenger RNA of Carica papaya (papaya), 1007 nucleotides long. RefSeq lists its product as uncharacterized. The record is from RefSeq and is a predicted model, not a curated record. Lineage: Eukaryota; Viridiplantae; Streptophyta; Magnoliopsida; Brassicales; Caricaceae.
AUUUACCAAAGCGAGUCGCAUGAUUAUCUCCACCUCUCCCAACCCUCAGAAAAAGUAAAUAAAUAAAUAAAAAAAGAAUAAUUCACUGGCGGCAAAUUUCUGAAAACUCUCCCGCCAAAUCUUGCCGCCAACAUCUUCUACACCUCGCCAUUUUCAAUUACAGAUAUAAACCCAUCAUUUUCCCCACUUCAUCAACUCUCUCACACAAAUUCCCCCAGCGAGAAAUACCUCAAUCAACCAUGGUGGUCCCUGCAGAAAAAGCUACCGGAAUCCAGCCCUGCAAAUUCUACGGCAGCAGCCUCCCUCGUCCUCGAAUCUACACCAACCCACAGUUCAACGACGAGCGGAUCGAUCCUCCGUUGUCGGUUGCCGAUCCGCUUCUCUCCUGGGCGAAGGAAGCUCACUGGUCCAUGGGUGGACUCAGCGUCAAUCGCCUCCGUCUACAGGGCCGAAUCGAGGGAAACAUCAACAAGCUCCGCAUCCAGAGAGAGAAGCUCGAGAAGAAGAAAAGCCCCAAAGCAAAAAAGAGAUCGUGUCGGGUUCAAAAGAGGGUCGGGUCGGAAUCGCAGCCGCCGGCUCCAGUUGCUGUGAAAAGGCGGAGGUUGUUGGAUUUGAACGGGGAAGAUGAUGAAAUUGACGGCGAGGUGGAGAAGCGAGUGAAGGGGAUUGUUAGGAAGCUUGGAGAGGAUUUUGAUCGAGUGGCGGAUCAGAAAGAGAGGGGAAAGGUUAGGGUUAAGAUGAGUAGAGGUGAAGUUAACGGCGAUGAGGGGAAGAAAGUGGGGAAGGAGAAGAGUAGGAUCAGAAAAUCUCCGAGACUGGCAAAGUUGAGAGAGAGUUGAAAUUGAUCAGUUAGGUUUCGGAGCUGGAAGGGUGUCGGCCAUGGCGGAUUUGCGAUGAUGAAUCACUGUUUUUCUUGAAUUUUUAGGAGUUUUUGUUUUUUCGAAGUUCUUAGUAAUGGAGAAAUGUGAGAUUUUCUUGUACAUUUCUGUUAUUAAUUAAAUAGUAAA